Pedinophyceae sp. YPF-701 is the source of this 1779-nucleotide messenger RNA. The record is from the annotation of a GenBank genome assembly. Lineage: Eukaryota; Viridiplantae; Chlorophyta; Pedinophyceae.
AUGGACCUCGCAUCCGCCGCAGCAGGCCCGUCCGGGGUCGAGCAGCUUCCGAGCGCAGCUGGUCAGGCUCUCCCUUUCGCGGCGGACGAAGGCGACCAGGAUCACUAUUUCGUACUCGAGCAACUUGCCAACUACCUUGAGGAUGAGGACGCGCGCAGCAAGUCGGCACGGGUCGAGCGUGCUCUCAACACGGACGCGACGACCAGUCCGCCCUCUACUCCUGGCGCGAGGCCGGCGCGCCCCAGCCCGCGCAGGCGCCGGCGCUGCAAGCGCUGCACGGACACGAAGAUAUGCAUCCACUGCGCGUGCUCCUCACGCUCCCGCGACCCCUCCAAGGACCUCGGAAUCCUGGCCCGGGCAGCGCUGCAACGCCGCCAGGGAUGGUCCGAGAAGGAGGCUUCCGCCGUCAGGGGCGUCCUGCAGCUCGAGAGGCAGCACCUUUCAGACGCUCGUAUCGCUCAGGACGAGGCUGCGCGAGCACUGCGGGCCGCAGAGCGUCGCAUUCAGGAGCUGGAGCUCACUCUGCAACAUCGAACAGCGCAACUCGGCGAGGCGAACGCGAGGAUCGACGUCCUCGAGACCCAGGUCCGCGCGUCCUCGAAGCAGUCCCGCGAGGAGGCCGCGAUCGGUUUGUCGACCGCGGGCGCGCUGCAGCAGGAGGUGGCGGUGCUGCACAAGCGCCUCCGCAGCGCGCAGGAGGACGCGGAGCGCGAGCACGAGGCCACGAAGGAGGCCGCGCUGCGCGAGCGCGCGGCGCUGGCCCGCGUCGCGAAGAUGGAGGCGGCGGUGGCGGAGGCCAAGGGCCGCGCCAGCCGCGCAACGGAGGAGGCACGGCAGAGCCGGCAGGACGCGGACAGCUGGAAGCGGGCGGCGGAGAAGGCGGCGUCGGUGGCGGAGCGCGCGGAGGCGUCUCUGUCGGCGCGCGACUCCCAGGUGGCGUGCAGCGAGCGCGGGGCGUACGAGCUACGCCGGCAGCUCGACGCCGCGCUGGAGGUCGCGGAACGGUGCCGCGGGGAGCGCGACGACGCCCGCGCGCGCCUGGCGCGUGCAGAGGCGGAGCUGAGUGACGUACAGGCUGCGCUGGACGCUCGGGGGGGAGGGGGGUGUUGCGGCGAGCGCGGGGUCGCUGCGCAGGUCGCGGACGUCGACCCUGAGGCCGCUGCGCUGCUCGCGCGGCACGAGACCGCCGUCCAGUCGGCGGAACGGAUGUGCGCACAGGUCAACGCCCCCGGGGGCGUCGCAGGAUUCCACCCGGGCGCGCCGGCCGCCCCCCGACGCGAGCAGCCGCCGUACGGGGUCGCUGCAGCCCCGCUGUCCGACGCCGCGAGGGGGUUCUCCGCGGGGGGGGGGGGUGGCCCUGAGACUUGCGUGCUGGAGCUGGCCAAGCUGACGGACUCGGAGCGCGCGGAGGUGAUGCAGGCGCAGCUGGACAGCCUGCGGCGGCAGAACGCAGUGCUGCGCAGGAAGCUCGCGUUCGCGCGGGACGACGCGCAGGUGUUCUCGGCCGAGGCGGACGGGCUGCGGCAGCAGGUGGUGGGCCUCGAGCAGGCGUUCGGCGAGGUCGCGGGGGUCGCGCAGGCGCGGGCGGGCGCGGGGAGCACCUCGGCGCCGUCCGCGUCGCUCACGUCGAGCGAGGGCGAGCGGGCGGAGCAGGAGGAGCCGUCAGCGGAGGCGGAGCUGCGGGCGCAGCUCGCGCAGCUGCGGCAGCAGCAGGGCAUGCUCGCGCGGCUGCUUGCAACGCAGCCCGGAGCAGCAGCGUUCGAGCAGCCCGACUUGUGA